CCUCCCCAUCUCUCCUCAGGCUCUUUCCUGGAGUGCAGCCGCCGGCCAUGCCCACUGUCUGCCUCCUCCCGCUGCUCCUCCUUGCCAUGGGGGGGGCCUUGGGUGGCAGCAGGCCCUUCACUGCCUUCUCAGUGACAGACACCACACUCACCCACCUGGCUGUGCACCGGGUGACCGGGGAGGUAUUUGUGGGGGCAGUGAACCGAGUCUUCAAGCUGGCCCCCAACCUGACUGAGCUGCGGGCCCACGUCACGGGGCCCGUGGAGGACAAUGCUCGCUGCUACCCACCGCCCAGUAUGCGCGUGUGCACCCACCGCCUGGCACCCGUGGACAAUGUGAACAAGCUGCUUCUCAUAGACUACGCUGCCCGCCGCUUGGUGGCCUGCGGAAGCAUCUGGCAAGGCAUCUGCCAGUUUCUGCGCCUGGAUGACCUCUUCAAGCUGGGCGAGCCCCACCACCGCAAAGAGCACUACCUCUCGGGGGCCCAGGAGCCCGACUCCAUGGCCGGGGUCAUCGUGGAGCAGGGUCAGGGGCCCAGCAAGCUGUUUGUGGGCACCGCCGUGGACGGCAAGUCUGAGUACUUCCCCACCCUGAGCUCCCGCAAGCUCAUCAGUGACGAGGACAGUGCCGACAUGUUUAGUCUGGUGUACCAGGAUGAGUUUGUCUCCUCGCAGAUCAAGAUCCCCUCGGACACCCUGUCCUUGUACCCCGCCUUUGACAUCUAUUACAUCUACGGCUUCGUGAGCGCCUCCUUCGUGUACUUCCUGACACUGCAGCUGGACACCCAGCAGACGCUGCUGGACACAGCGGGCGAGAAAUUCUUCACGUCCAAGAUCGUGCGCAUGUGCGCCGGGGACUCGGAGUUCUACUCCUACGUGGAGUUUCCCAUCGGCUGCUCCUGGCGCGGCGUGGAGUACCGCUUGGUGCAGAGUGCGCACCUGGCCAAGCCCGGCCUGCUGCUGGCCCAGGCCCUGGGCGUGCCGGCUGACGAGGACGUCCUCUUCACCAUCUUCUCGCAGGGCCAGAAGAACCGGGCCAGCCCGCCCCGACAGACCGUGCUCUGCCUCUUCACCCUCAGCACCAUCAAUGCUCACAUCCGGCGCCGCAUCCAGUCAUGCUAUCGGGGGGAGGGCACGCUGGCCCUGCCCUGGCUGCUCAACAAGGAGCUUCCCUGCAUCAACACUCCCAUGCAGAUAAAUGGGAACUUCUGCGGGCUGGUGUUGAACCAGCCGCUGGGCGGCCUGCACGUGAUCGAGGGGCUGCCCCUGCUGGCGGACAGCACUGAUGGCAUGGCUAGUGUGGCUGCCUACACCUACCACCAGCACUCCGUGGUCUUCAUCGGCACACGCAGCGGCAGUCUGAAGAAGGUCCGAGUUGAUGGCUCCCAGGACGCCCACCUGUAUGAGACAGUGCCCGUGGUGGACGGCAGCCCCAUACUACGAGACCUGCUCUUCAGCCCCGACCACCAGCACAUCUACCUCCUGAGUGAGAAGCAGGUGAGCCAGCUCCCAGUGGAGACGUGCGAGCAGUACUCGAGCUGCGCAGCCUGCCUGGGCUCCAGGGACCCGCACUGUGGCUGGUGUGUGCUGCAGCACAGAUGCUGUCGAGAAGGGGCCUGUCCGGGCGCCUCAGCCCCGUAUGGCUUUGCGGAAGAGCUGAGCAAGUGUGUCCAGGUGCGGGUCCGGCCCAACAACAUGUCAGUGACAUCGCCCGGGGUGCAGCUGACCGUGGCCAUGCGCAAUGUGCCAGACCUCAGCGCAGGCGUGAGCUGUGCCUUCGAGGAGGUGGCGGAGAACGAGGCCGUCCUGCUGCCCUCCGGGGAGUUGCGCUGCCCCUCGCCCUCUCUCCAGGAGCUCCGGGCUCUCACCAGGGGACAUGGGGCCACGCGCACUGUGCGGCUGCAGCUGCUCUCCAAGGAGACAGGUGUGCGGUUCGCCGGGACCGACUUUGUCUUUUACAACUGCAGCUUCCAUCAGUCCUGCAUGUCCUGCGUUGGCAGCCCUUACCCCUGCCACUGGUGUAAGUACCGUCACGUGUGUACCAGCCACCCCCACGAGUGCUCCUUCCAGGAGGGCAGGGUCCACAGCCCCGAGGUGAGGCGGGUGCCGCGCGCGAGGGGGUCGGUCUCCGUGUGGGCUGGCCUCUGGCUUCUCUUGGGUUACUCCUAUGAAGGUGACGAGUAUGGUGACACUGAGCUGGACUUCUCUGUGGUCUGGGAUGGCGAUUUCCCUAUCGACAAGCCUGCCACCUUCCGAGCUAUCCUGUAUAAAUGCUGGGCACAGCGACCCAGCUGCGGCCUCUGCCUCAAGGCCGACCCCCGCUUCCCCUGUGGCUGGUGCAUCUCGGAGCACAGGUGCCAGCUGCGUGCCCACUGUCUGGCCCCCAAGACCAACUGGAUGCACCCGAGCCAGAAGGGCACCCGCUGUAGCCACCCCCGCAUCACCCAGAUUCACCCGCUCAUGGGGCCCAAGGAGGGAGGCACCCGUGUCACCAUCGAGGGUGAGAACCUAGGCCUCACCUACCGAGAGGUAGGCCUUCGGGUGGCCGGCGUGCGUUGCAAUUCCAUUCCCGCUGAGUACAUCAGUGCCGAGAGGAUCGUGUGUGAGAUGGAGGAGUCGCUGGUGCCCAGCCCACCGCCGGGGCCCGUGGAGCUGUGUGUAGGCGACUGUUCUGCCGACUUCCGCACGCAAUCAGAGCAGCUCUACAGCUUUGUGACCCCGACAUUCGACCGUGUGCGUCCCAGUCGGGGCCCAGCUUCUGGGGGCACGAGGCUCACCAUCUCUGGAAGUUCUCUAGAUGCCGGCAGCACGGUCACAGUGAUCAUGAGAGAUGGCGAGUGCCAGUUUGUGAGGAGGGAUGCCGAAGCAAUCGUGUGUAUCUCACCCGUUUCCACCCUGGGCCCCAGCCAGGCCCCCAUCACCCUGGCCAUUGACCGUGCUAACAUCUCCAGCCCCGGAGUUCUCUACACGUACACCCAGGACCCUACUGUCACUCGCCUUGAGCCCACCUGGAGUAUAAUCAACGGAAGCACUGCCAUCACUGUCAGUGGGACCCACCUGCUGACAGUCCAAGAGCCCCGGGUCCGGGCCAAGUACCGAGGCAUCGAGACCACCAAUACAUGCCAGGUUAUCAACGACACUGCCAUGCUGUGUAAGGCCCCUGGCAUCUUCCCGGGGCGGCCCCAGCCACGGGCCCAAGGCGAGCACCCUGAUGAGUUUGGCUUCCUGCUGGACCAUGUGCAGACAGCCCGCUCCCUCAACCGGUCCUCCUUCACCUACUACCCUGACCCCAGCUUUGAGCCACUUGGGCCCUCCGGCGUCCUGGAUGUCAAACCUGGCUCCCACGUGGUGUUGAAGGUGCUGGCCAUCACUGCUGUGCUGGUCGCCUACAAGCGCAAGACUCAGGAUGCAGACCGCACGCUCAAGCGGCUCCAGCUCCAGAUGGACAACUUGGAGUCCCGCGUGGCUCUGGAAUGCAAGGAAGCCUUUGCUGAGCUGCAGACAGACAUCAACGAGCUGACGAACCACAUGGACGUGGUACAGAUCCCGUUCCUGGACUACCGGACCUAUGCCGUGCGCGUGCUCUUCCCAGGCAUCGAGGCCCACCCGGUGCUCAAGGAGCUGGAUACGCCCCCUAAUGUCGAGAAGGCUCUGCGCCUGUUUGGGCAGCUGCUGCACAGCCGCGCCUUCGUGCUCACCUUCAUUCACACGUUGGAGGCCCAGAGUAGCUUCUCCAUGCGGGACCGUGGCACCGUGGCUUCGCUCACCAUGGUGGCCCUCCAGAGCCGCCUCGAUUACGCCACGGGGCUGCUCAAGCAACUGCUGGCAGACCUCAUCGAGAAAAACCUUGAGAGCAAGAACCAUCCAAAGCUGUUGCUACGCAGGACGGAGUCAGUGGCCGAGAAGAUGCUUACCAACUGGUUCACGUUCCUGCUGCAUAAGUUUCUGAAGGAGUGUGCGGGGGAGCAGCUCUUCCUGCUCUACUGCGCCAUCAAGCAGCAGAUGGAGAAGGGCCCCAUCGACGCCAUCACGGGCGAGGCGCGCUACUCCCUGAGUGAGGAUAAACUCAUUCGGCAGCAGAUUGACUACAAGACGCUGACCCUGUACUGCGUGUGCCCGGAGAGUGAGGGCAGCGCUCAGGUCCCCGUGAAGGUUCUCAACUGUGACAGCAUCACCCAGGCCAAAGACAAGCUGCUGGAUGCCGUGUACAAGGGCAUCCCCUACUCCCAGCGUCCCAAGGCUGAGGACAUGGACCUGGAGUGGCGCCAGGGCCGCAUGGCCCGCAUCAUCCUCCAGGAUGAAGAUGUCACCACCAAGAUCGAGUGUGACUGGAAGAGGGUCAACUCGCUGGCCCACUACCAGGUGACAGAUGGUUCCUUGGUGGCACUGGUGCCCAAACAAGUGUCCGCCUAUAACAUGGCCAACUCCUUCACCUUCACCCGCUCCCUCAGCCGCUACGAGAGCCUGCUUCGCACGGCCAGCAGCCCCCACAGCCUCCGCUCUCGGGCGCCCAUGAUCACGCCUGACCAGGAGACGGGCACGAAGCUGUGGCACCUGGUGAAGAACCACGACCACGCCGACCACCGCGAGGGGGACCGUGGCAGCAAGAUGGUCUCCGAGAUCUACCUGACGCGGCUACUGGCCACCAAGGGCACGCUGCAGAAGUUUGUGGAUGACCUCUUUGAGACGGUGUUCAGCACGGCACACCGGGGCUCGGCCCUGCCCCUGGCCAUCAAGUACAUGUUCGACUUCCUCGAUGAGCAGGCCGACCAGCACCAGAUCAGUGACCCUGACGUACGCCACACCUGGAAGAGCAACUGCCUGCCCCUGCGCUUCUGGGUGAAUGUGAUCAAGAAUCCGCAGUUUGUGUUCGACAUCCACAAGAGCAGCAUCACGGACGCCUGCUUGUCGGUGGUGGCCCAGACCUUCAUGGACUCCUGCUCCACGUCUGAGCACCGCCUGGGCAAGGACUCACCCUCCAAUAAGCUGCUCUAUGCCAAGGACAUCCCGAACUACAAGAGUUGGGUGGAGAGGUACUACCGGGACAUUGCAAAGAUGGCAUCCAUCAGUGACCAGGACAUGGACGCCUACCUGGUGGAGCAGUCCCGCCUCCAUGCCAGCGACUUCAGUGUCCUAAGCGCGCUCAGUGAGCUCUACUUCUAUGUCACCAAGUACCACCAGGAGGUUCUCACCGCCCUGGACAGAGACGCCUCGUGUCGGAAGCAUAAGCUGCGCCAGAAGCUGGAGCAGAUCAUCAGCCUCAUGUCCAGCAACAGCUAAGGGUGGCGGAGCCGGUGAGGAGGGGGCUUCCCGGUCCUGGGUCGUCGUCCUGUCGAGAGGGGGGGCUCACGCCUGGGGCUCAGGGCUGAGCCCGGGAUGGGGUGGCGCAGGCCAGGUCAGCGGGCCACUAUGCCCCUGAACCCCCUUCAUUAGUGCCUUGCUUUGGGCCCUGCAGGCGGGGAGGGGGUGACAGGACCUAGCCCCCCACCCCAGCAGCAGCAAUACCCCCAGCCUCCUGCCCUUGUGCCCAGGUGUGUGACAGCCCCUGCCCCCCUUACUAUUUAUACCCCCAACCACCUAUUUAUUUAAUUUAUCUCUGCCUCACUGCCUCCAUCUGUAAAUACCGCCCCCCCACCCCGCCGCCCCCCCACCCGGGAUGUUGCCAACCUCAUUCUCUUCCUUGAGUUGUCCUGAUCCUGUGACACCUCGCCAUGGCCUCGGCACCAGCAGCGCUUAGGGUGAUGCACCCUAAGCUGCCUUCGGACUGUGGCUGUGCCAAGGGGUCCCCUGCAGCGGACCACAGCGUCCCCCUCCAAACCUCUUGGGACUUGGACUGCGCAUCCUCAAGGGGCCCCACUCUCUCCAAGCACCUGAGAGCUGUAACUAGACGUUCAUUCCGGGGCCUGACCUGGGCCUGGGGCUCCAGAACUUUCUCCCGGCCCUACUGCCAAACCUCCUCAGUGUUGUCUAACUUGCCUUUGGACCCUCAUCCUCAGCUGCCCUGUCCUGCGCCCGCCCCGAGGGGCCGAGGCGGCAGUGCCUUACUCCUUUGUGUUUCUGCCUCUUUCGAGGAAUCUGGCCCCAUCUCGAGGUCCCGGAAACCCCACUCUCUCCUCUUUUGUUGCAUGAGUUCUCCUUUGUUCAUGUACAUUUUUUCCUAAUUAAACAUUGGGAAAAUGGA
Messenger RNA from Myotis davidii, 6180 nucleotides. It is a transcript of the gene PLXNA3, whose product is annotated as plexin A3. The record is from RefSeq and is a predicted model, not a curated record. NCBI's taxonomy places the organism in Eukaryota, Metazoa, Chordata, Mammalia, Chiroptera, Vespertilionidae. The transcript is spliced from 31 exons. Gene Ontology annotation, biological process: regulation of GTPase activity; semaphorin-plexin signaling pathway involved in axon guidance; positive regulation of axonogenesis. Gene Ontology annotation, cellular component: semaphorin receptor complex. Bases 48 to 5279 code for a protein of 1743 amino acids. Gene Ontology annotation, molecular function: protein binding; semaphorin receptor activity.